Messenger RNA from Nannizzia gypsea CBS 118893, 2208 nucleotides. Its product is annotated as C6 zinc finger domain-containing protein. Gene Ontology annotation, cellular component: nucleus. Gene Ontology annotation, biological process: positive regulation of transcription by RNA polymerase II. Gene Ontology annotation, molecular function: transcription cis-regulatory region binding; DNA-binding transcription factor activity, RNA polymerase II-specific; zinc ion binding. The coding region runs from base 1 to 2208 and encodes 735 amino acids. The record is from RefSeq and is a predicted model, not a curated record. The transcript is spliced from 4 exons. NCBI's taxonomy places the organism in Eukaryota, Fungi, Ascomycota, Eurotiomycetes, Onygenales, Arthrodermataceae.
AUGGCAUCUAGUGUCGGUCAGCAAUUGAUGCAGGAAAACGAAUUUGAUACUUCUCUGGCCCUGUCACCUGGGAAUCCCAUACCUUCGCUGGUCGAAAGUAGUGAGAUCAGAGGCUCUUAUCAGCCUCUACCUACUGCGCAAGGGUCCGGUCAGGCAGCUGAGCGGCGGAAGAGCACCGGGAAGAAAGACGCAGCCGAAAGAGAUGAGACUUCUGCCCCGACAACAAUACCAGCAGGCACCGCUACCAGCAGCAGUCCAGGUACAGCAAAGGCCGCAGCAGCAUCGAAGCCGAAGCGGGUGAGAACAGGAUGUCUGACCUGUAGGGAAAGACAUCUCAAGUGCGAUGAGGCUGUUCCGCGAUGUCUCAAUUGCCAGAAAUCUGACAGACAAUGCAAGCGUGGAAUUAGGUUGAAUUUCAUUGAUACACAGGUUGCUGCGCCGCCUUAUGCAGCGCCGGCUUCCCAGACAUGGCAGAUCAAUUUUCGUGACGAGUCGAGAGAGAUAGCUUCGGAAUACCUGGGCGGAUCUGAGAGGUAUCGUCCCAUAAAGAAUGAGGAGUUCGCAAAGCCUCCGGGAUUCGGGUUUGCCAAUAUGAUGGGAUUUCCCAUGUCUUCUCAUCAGAAUCUAGCCAAUAUACCGGCCUUACUGACAUUUCCUGAAGCCCCGUCUGCUGAAGGGUACGAAUCUAUGUUUCAAACGACUCAGCAGCCGCCCUCUUCUAACCAUGUAGUUCAAGAUCAGUCUAUUCCACAGCCACCGGUGCUUACUCUAGCACCUCCAAGGGAUCCGAGGCCGUGUCUGAAUACCCCAGAAGAGGUGCUUCUUAUGCAGGUGUUUGUCGAGGAGGUAGGCCUAUGGAUGGAUUCAAUGGAUGCCAUGAAACACUUUACCCGUAUAAUACCAUUCUAUGCUCUCGGGGAGCCAAUGCUUUUAAAUGCUCUACUAGCAUGCGGUGCUCGCCAUUUACAUCUCGUAAAUAUGACGUACAAAGAGGAAAAAGCUCUGUUCUAUUAUAACUCGGCCACCCAGGACCUACUCAGAUACCUUCAAAAUCCUAUACGAGACUCCGCCCUCUCUGCUACCACAGCUGUGGUCCUCAACGUCUAUGAGAUCAUGUCCACCAAGGAGACACAGCGGAUGAACCACAUUGCUGGAGCUCGAGCUCUUAUCAAAGAGUGCCAAUGGGAUGGCAGGUCAUCCGGAGUAGGCGGUGCCUGCUUCUGGCUAAACGUCGGCAUGGAGCUACUCAGCUGUCUUCAUUACAAUUGGAGACUGGCUUGGGAUCCGGAUACGUGGGGAGUAGAUAUGAAUAUGGUUCCAUCUGGCUCGAGCAUUGUUGGCAACGAGGAAUUAUGGACUCACCGGAUAGUGUAUAUCUGUGCAAAAGUCGCUAAUUACCGAGCAACAACUCCUCAACCCUUGGUUCAUGAUAGACAGGGUCAGCAAAGCGACGAGUGGAACAAAAUGAAAGCUUGGUGCGAUGAAUGGGAGAGAUGCAUCCCCCGAUCCAUGCGGCCGCUCGGAUACCUGCAGUCAUGGCAGUCAAAGACAAAGUCUUCCUUCCCUGAAGUUUGGCUAAUAAAAAGGUCGUCUGUGGUUGCCCGGUUGUUCUAUCACACUACAUGCAUUCUUCUGGCAAAGACGCAUCCAACCGAGUCCCAGUUCAGUGAAAAUAUGCUAGCAACCCAACAGAGCCAUGCGAAUGAUAUUUGUGGCAUUGUAGCACAUGUAAAGGACAGGGGUGUCGCUAGUGUCUCCAUUCGCUGUCUUAUCAUUGCAGCAGAGUGCCUUGUCAGCAGAGUCUCGCAAGAGCAGGUCUUAGAGAUCAUGGAUAAAAUCCUCAAGGAGACCGGCUGGAAGAUCGGACCACUUCAACAGGACCUAGUGCAGAAAUGGGGAUGGAAUGUCAAAGCUGAAAGCCAGGCAAUGCCACACCAGCACCAGCACCAACAUUCUCAUCAGCAGCACCAGCAGCCUACCAUGUCUUCUAUCCCGACAUCCUCAACAGCUGCAGGCUCCAUAAACCUGAAUUCCUCCUUGCUGCCUCCUGAGGUGGGGCUUGCUCUUCCUCGGCCGGCCAUCCCACAAGGUAUUGUUAACCCAAUGAUGGCGGCCGCUGAUUUCAAUGCAGCCAACCACCCCUAUCAGAACCACUACGUUGCACCGCAAAACACCUCACAGGGCAGUUAUCAGUACGGCCACUACUAG